AUGUUUGACAAACGACGAUCCAGAGCCAUCUUUCGAAGCAAUGCUGAGAAUCCAAGUGAGACAUUUGACUUUUCACAACUUGAUCAACACUUUAGGGCAAUUUCUCAGUCAACUUCAACAAGUUGUGGCAUUCCAGACCAACAAGUGGCAGCAAAUGCCUCCCGCUGUUAUCCAGUAAGGCAAGAGACUCUUCCUCCUCCAAACGACACCUCCGAUAUCAACACCCAAAAGUGUUCCAUAUCAGCAAAAAUUGAUCACACACAAGAAAAAAGAAUGGCCAACAUCAACAUUUCGAGUUUGUAUGACUCUCGUGACUAUGACAACGAGUUCUCCACCUCUUCGUCCUGCUACUCUCCAACAGUAGCCACCAUUGUGCAUCGUUCGAAUGGAAGCACUCAGCGUUCACCUCUCAUUCAACAAAAUGUUGAGAGAUUGGUACGGAGUGAUGCCUCAUACUCUUCACCAGGUUCUUCUGACUAUGCAGAAGGUGCUUCAGAUGUUGCCGUAGUGGAUGAUGACGACGAAGAAGACUACGAUGAUCCAUUCCAUGACUUUGAGGAAUAUGAUGAUGAUGACGAAUGUGUAUAUGGUGAUUUCGAAUACAAAUACUCCCUGAUCAUGACAUAA
Molecule: messenger RNA, 627 nt
Organism: Naegleria fowleri
Lineage: Eukaryota; Heterolobosea; Eutetramitea; Acrasida; Naegleriidae
Exons: 1
Coding region: 1-627 (208 amino acids)
Source: RefSeq, a predicted model, not a curated record